Molecule: messenger RNA, 1751 nt
Organism: Trichoderma harzianum CBS 226.95
Lineage: Eukaryota; Fungi; Ascomycota; Sordariomycetes; Hypocreales; Hypocreaceae
Exons: 5
Coding region: 92-1615 (507 amino acids)
Molecular function (GO): heme binding; monooxygenase activity; oxidoreductase activity, acting on paired donors, with incorporation or reduction of molecular oxygen
Source: RefSeq, a predicted model, not a curated record
UUGCGUUUGUGGUUUAACACUCUCCUCUUUCCCAAAAUGCUGUGUAUACCAGCGAAAAGUUUUCUUCAAUAUCUCGUCGCGUCCAGCCAAGAUGGAGUUGUCUCAGCUCCUGGCAUCUCUUGCCUGUAUCGCCGUGUCCUAUGGAGUUGUUCAAUUGGCUAAUGAAUGGCGAAGGGUGAGAAGAGUCAAGAUGCGGACCGUCGAUUUGCCCGUCUUAAACUUGACUGGAAAUGAUUACGCAGGUGCUGAAAGGGCGUACACCGAAAAUCUAGGAGGGCUUCUGCGAGAGGGUUAUGAGAAGUACAAGCACGGUUUUUACCAGCUGUUCAGCCCUACCGGAUUCCUCGUCAUUGCUUCUGCGGACUACGUCCAAGAAAUAAGCCAGCUUCCCGAAGGAACACUUGAUUUCCACGGAGCUACCCAGAGGCGGAUGAUUGGUGAUUACAACUGGCUACAAGUUGGCGAUACUUUGCUAGCCCAUACCAUUCUCACCGACGUGGUUCGACAAUUAGGAAAUCUACUUCCUGUCCUCCAAGAGGAAAUAGAAUAUUGCUUUCAAAAUGUGCUGCCCCCUUGCCAAGCGACCUGGACACCUGGAAAUAUUCAGAAACUAGCACCUAGGCUAAUUGCCAUCAUCAUGGGUCGCGUGUUUGUUGGACCUGACCUUAAUCGCAAUAAAGAAUGGGUCGACAACGUCAUUCAGUUUGUAGAUGAUGUUUUUGCAGCUGGGUGGAAAAUCAAAGCCUACAGUCACUUCGCCAGGCCGUUCGCUGCCCGUUUCCUAGUUGCCGAAACCCGCCGAGUUCAAAACCAAAAAGCCAUGGCAAGACGCCUGUUGGUGCCUAUCUUACGAGACCGUUUGGCAUCCCUUAAUGAGCCCGGCGCUGAGAAGCAUCUUGACCUCCUUCAAUGGCUGGUCGUUAACAAUGCUAAAUCACCUCAUCCUAAAACACUCGAAAACUUAGCAGAACUCGCCCUGGUAGCUUACGUCGGGUCCACGCAUACAGCUGCAACGACACUGACAAACAUCCUCCUCGACAUAGCAGCCAGACCUAACGACUUAGAGGUGCUUCGAAAUGAGAUCAGCACAAUCAACCUAGAAGCGACUGGAUUAGACUUGAAGCAGAGCUUUUAUAUCAACCACACAAGCAAGCUUGACAGUUACAUGAAGGAGUCUCAGCGUCUUAACCCUGCUUUCCUUAUGACAUUCAGCCGCAUCGUCCGCAAGACUUUUACACUCUCUAACGGGUUGACCUUCCCUGCGGGAACGCACUUUAUAGUCCCGGCAAGUAGAAUUUCACUUGACCCGGAGGUAUGGGAGAAUCCGCAAGAAUUCGAUGGAUUCCGCUUCUCGGAUCUCCGGGCCAAGACGCCCGAGAACAUACACAAAUAUCAGUUUACAGGAACCUCGCCCCAGGCUAUGCAUUUUGGAUACGGCCGUAAUGCCUGUCCAGGAAGAUUCUUCGCAAGCACUACCAUUAAGGUAUUUGUCGCACAUCUCCUGACUAACUAUGAUAUCAAACUCUCCACCAAGGAAAGGCCACCAAAUGAUGCGACAGGGUCUCAGAAUUCAGUUCCGCAAGAUGCAGAAAUCUUGUUCAGGUCACGGCAAUGAAGUCAACGUUUAUAUUAUAAGUAGUAGUAGCAUGCGGUUAUAACAGGUCUGGAUUAUGGUUUGAUUAUAAUUUAAUGUCCUUAACUAUUUAUUAGUAGUGCGUACUACCUAUAAUAGAGCUGUGAUACAAAAGAAU